CUCACUUUUCAGACCUUCUUCGCGGACACCACUGUCGGGACAGUGCUCGGUCACCGGCCACCAGCAGUAUUUGUUCGUCCAAACGAUCCUGUCGGUAAAGUGCUUGACGUGCUGCUCGAAGCACACCACAUGCGUUGCGUGUUCAUCGUCGACGAUCACAUAACGCCAAUCGCAUGCGUUUCACAAUCGGAUGUCAUCUCACAUUUGAUCUACGACGAAGUGCCAUUCCAGAAGCAGAAGUCACACCGUCGAGACCUGUCGAGCGACGAAAGGCAAAGACGCAAAUGUGAGCUGCCGUGUGGCGACAUUAAAUGUGUUCUGUUCAAGGUCAAUGGUUGCCAGUUGACCUCAGUCUACGAUCUACGCGAAGGCGAAGAGGGAUCGGCCGAUUUCUACGAUGAUGACUGGGCUUUCCGAAGGCCGAGGAGUAACAGUUCGGACUUCUUGAUUCUCCGGAAAACAUCACGCCCGCUAUCGGUCGACGUUGUUGGUCUUGUGGAGUCCCAGUCCGACCCGUAUCGACAGUACAUGAGGGUGGUAGACUGUUAUGAACUUUCGCCCCAAUCCGGAAAUGUUAUAGUUCUUGACAAAUCUAUCAAGGUAUUUUUGAAAGUCGACAGAGCGUUCUCGGCUCUCUGUGAACAAAAUGUGCGUGCUGGUGAGAUAGGCGACCUCAUAACCGACAACUCGUUGGUCACCGUGUUUGCAGAUAUGAAAGUGAUCGAAGCAUGCGAGCAAUUAUGUCUACAUCGCGUGCAUCGUAUUAUCGUUCGGGAACCUCAAUCAGGAGAUAUUCUUUACCUUCUAACAAUAAAACGGGUACUUCAAGCUAUACAUAAACAGAAUCGUUCGUUACAUUUUGCUCAGUGGUUGAGCAGUCCUAUCAAGGAAUCGGGCGUAGGCACGUGGGAGAGUACAAUACAUUCGGUUUCACUUGAAGAUUGUUUGAACGACGUGGUCGAAAAGCUACUUGGACAUCAUUUAUCGUCACUUCCGGUGAUCAACUCAGAUGGGCAAGCAAUCGAUGUGGUUACUAAAUCCGAUUUAGCUAUGGCUUUGAUAGAUAUGAACGCUCAUCAGACCUUCUUCGCGGACACCACCGUCGGGACAGUGCUCGGUCACCGGCCACCAGCAGUAUUUGUUCGUCCAAACGAUCCUGUCGGUAAAGUGCUUGACGUGCUGCUCGAAGCACACCACAUGCGUUGCGUGUUCAUCGUCGACGAUCACAUAACGCCAAUCGCAUGCGUUUCACAAUCGGAUGUCAUCUCACAUUUGAUCUACGACGAAGUGCCAUUCCAGAAGCAGAAGUCACCGUCGUUAAAUUCAUAA
Messenger RNA from Ostertagia ostertagi, 1329 nucleotides. NCBI's taxonomy places the organism in Eukaryota, Metazoa, Nematoda, Chromadorea, Rhabditida, Trichostrongylidae. The record is from the annotation of a GenBank genome assembly.